This is a messenger RNA of Aureobasidium namibiae CBS 147.97, 843 nucleotides long. Its product is annotated as ClpP/crotonase. The transcript is spliced from 4 exons. Gene Ontology annotation, cellular component: mitochondrion. Bases 1 to 843 code for a protein of 280 amino acids. Gene Ontology annotation, molecular function: delta(3,5)-delta(2,4)-dienoyl-CoA isomerase activity. The record is from RefSeq and is a predicted model, not a curated record. NCBI's taxonomy places the organism in Eukaryota, Fungi, Ascomycota, Dothideomycetes, Dothideales, Saccotheciaceae.
AUGGCACCAUCAUACAACUAUGAGUACUUCAACGUUACAUUUCCUGGAGAAUAUGUCGCGCAGGUCGAGAUCAACAGACCCGAGAAGAUGAACGCCUUCAACGAAACCAUGUGGAAGGGCAUCGGCCAAAUCUUCGAGCGCCUAUCUCAUGACCCGGAUGUACGCUGUGUGGUCCUGACCAGCGCUGGCGACAGAGCCUUCUCGGCAGGUCUCGACGUACAAUCAGCAUCGGAGACCGGAGUGUUGUCAGGCAACGACGGGAUCGAUGCUGCAAGAGUGGCACAACGACUCCGUCUCCACAUCGAUGAGUUCCAAGCAAGCAUCAGUCAAAUCGAGAAGUGCGAGAAGCCCGUGAUUGCCGUACUACAUGGAGUCUCCUUUGGCCUGGCGCUAGAUAUGACUCUAUGCGCCGACAUACGUAUCUGUGUCUCUACCACAAAGUUUGCAGUCAAGGAGGUCGACAUCGGACUUGCAGCAGAUAUUGGCACUCUGACUCGCCUACCUAAGGCCAACAUCCCCAUGUCAUUCAUCAAGGAUGUCGCUCUGACAGCCAGGAUAUUCACUGCACAGGAGGCUCUGACAGUCGGAAUCGUGUCUGCCAUCUACGAUACCAAGGCUGAGGCUUUGACAAAGGCAGUCGAGAAGGCCACACUGAUCGCUAGCAAGAGUCCGGUGGCCAUCAUGGGUACCAAAGAGGUCUUGAACUACUCGAGGGAUCACUCGGUGCAAGAUGGUCUAAGAUAUGUCUCGGUGUGGAAUGCGGCGUAUUGCAACACUGCAGAUGUCACCGACUCGUUGACGGCAGGCAUCAAGAAAACCAAGCCUGUGUAUGCAAAGCUUUGA